Molecule: messenger RNA, 3649 nt
Organism: Microstroma glucosiphilum
Lineage: Eukaryota; Fungi; Basidiomycota; Exobasidiomycetes; Microstromatales; Microstromataceae
Exons: 2
Coding region: 60-3416 (1118 amino acids)
Molecular function (GO): ATP hydrolysis activity; ATP binding
Source: RefSeq, a predicted model, not a curated record
CCAACACCACCACUCAUACCAACACUCCUUUCCCUCCCCCCCCCCUCCCACUCGCGGCCAUGGCUGCAACCAACGGCGCCUCCUCGGCAGCCACCUACCUCGACGCCAUCUACAAGGCUCCCUCUGCAGAGGACUGCCACAAGGCAGCCGAUGGCCUCGCAGAGUACAUCAACCAGCACGGACUCCGCGUAAUCGAGAGCGAGGCCAUCAUCCCUUCCCUCCUCAAGGCCGCCCGCAACAAGAAGAGCGGAUACGAGAGGGAAGCUGCUGCCAUUGCCCUCGGAGCCAUCUUCUCAAAAGUAGCUGGAAAGAAUGCUCCCUCGCCCCUCGGAGCUGAGCCAUGGCUUCUGCCACAGACCCUCCCUACCCUCCUGGAACUCUACGCCGACAAGGGUGAUGUGGUCCAAGAGGCAGCUCAGAGUGCCGUCGGACAGCUCUUCGUCCUCGCACCUCCCGAGUCCGUACCUGAGCUCCUGGCUGUCCUCUAUGCUACCCUCGAGUCCAGCGCUUCCAAGUGGCAGAGCAAGGUGGGAGCACUCAAGCUCAUCGGAAAGCUCAGUGACUCUUGCAGCGAACAGAUUGGAGAGCAGCUCCCUCACCUGAUCCCCUACCUCACUAACGCUAUGCACGAGACCAAGGCCGAGAUCUCCAAGGCCGCCGUCAAGGCCGCUACCAAAGUCUGUGGUGUCAUUGACAACAACGACAUCCGGCCGUACAUCCCCGACCUGGUUGAGACCAUGCGAGCUCCCGAUACAGUCGCAGCUACCGUCAAGAAGCUCUCCUCUACUACCUUUGUUGCCGAGGUCACUGGACCCGCUCUGGCCGUCAUGGUCCCCCUCCUCGUCCGAGCUCUCGGCGAAAGGAACCAGACCGUCCAGCGUCAGACUGUCAUUGUCGUAGACAAUCUUUGCAAGCUGGUCCGAGACCCUCACGAGGCCGCUCGUUUCCUGCCCGCUCUCACACCCGGUGUGGAGAGGAUCGAGGUUUCUGCCUCUUUCCCUGAGGUACGAGAGUACGCCAAGGCAGCUUCUAAUACUCUGAAAGCCGCUACCAAGCUCGUCGGCGAGGCCAAGGCAUCUGACGAGGACCCCGUCGGUGUAUUUGAGCAGGCCAAGUCGGCUGCUUCUGACGCCAUCAUUGCUGCUAUCCAGGGCCACGUACCCGAAGAGCACGCAAACGUCAAGUCGGACGAAUUUGCCCUCCUGGGUAUCAACUGGAUGGCCGGUCUGGUCGCCCGCCUCGCUGAAAAGCGAAUCGUCCAGGCAACUCCCUGGGACGAGGUCUACGUCUUGCCCUACCUCCGAAGGCUCUGCAAGUCUCCUGAGGAAGCCAAGAUCGUCUGCGACUCUCUCCGCCAGACAUACUCUGAGAUCGACCGAACUCGCUUCGGCAAGCCCGAAGAGGAGGAUGACGAGGUCGGAGAGUGCGUUUGCCGGAUUGAGUUCUCUCUGGCUUACGGUGGUCUGCUGCUGCUCAACCACACCACCCUCAAGCUCUACCGAGGCAGGAGGUACGGAAUUGUCGCCGCCAACGGAAGCGGUAAGAGUACCUUGCUAAAGGCUAUGCGUGACGGAAAGGUGGAGGGCUACCCUCAGGAUCUCGUCACGGUCAUGGUGGAGCACAACCAGGGUGAGGACGCUUCAAUUCCCAUCAUCGAGUUCAUUGCCAAGGACCCUCGUCUGGCCGGCAAGACUAAGGACCAGGUCCGCGCUAAGCUCGCUGACGUCGGCUUCGACGACGAGAGGCAGUCCAACCCUGUCGCCUCGCUGUCUGGAGGAUGGAAGAUGAAGCUCGAGCUGGCCAGGGCUAUGCUCAUUGGUGCCGAUGUGCUCCUGCUUGAUGAGCCCACAAACCAUUUGGAUGUCGGCUCGGUCGCCUGGCUGGAGAACUACCUGAUCUCCAACGACAACAUCACUGUCCUGACUGUCUCUCACGAUGUUGGCUUCCUUGACACUGUCUGCACGGACAUCAUUGCUUAUGAGUCCAAGAAGCUGAAGUACUACAAGGGCAACUUGUCCAAGUUUAUUGCCACCAAGCCCGAGGCCAAGUCUUACAUCUCGCUAGCUGCUACCUCCGUCAAAUUCUCGUUCCCCCCGCCCGGUUCUCUAAUGGGUAUUCGUUCCAACACCAGGACGAUCUUGAAGGUGUCAAACAUCACCUACACUUACCCUGGCAUGAAGAAGCCUUCUAUCAGCAACGCCUCUUGCGCUCUGUCCCUCUCGUCCCGUGUGGGAGUGCUCGGACCCAACGGUGCUGGAAAGUCGACCUUGAUCAAGGUGUUGACCGAGGAGGUCAUUCCUCAGGAAGGAAAGGUUGAGAAGCACCCCAACCUGCGAGUUGCCACAUUGCACCAGCACGCUUUCCACCAUCUGGAGCAGCAUCUGGAGAAGACUGCCUGCGAGUACAUCCGAUGGCGUUACAGUGACGGGUCCGACAAGGAGAUGAACGAGAAGGCCAGCCGAAAGAUCUCGGAAGAGGAGGCUGAGCAAUUAGCCCAGCCCAUUACAUCUACCACUGGUCAGACUAGAUUCGUCGAGUUCAUCAUUGGUAGGAGGAAGAUGAAGAGGGGCUUCGAGUACGAGAUCAAGUGGAAGGGAAUGCAGCACAAGGACAACUCUUGGAUCCCUCGUGAUCGGUUGAACGAGCUUGGCUUCUCCAAGCUGGUCGGACGAUUUGAUGAUGUCGAGAAUGCCCGAGAGGGAUCUGGUGCUAGGGAGCUGAGCCAGAAGGCUAUCCGUGCCCAGCUCGAAGCCGUCGGUCUCAACGGUGAGAUUGCCGAGCACAACGAGGUGAGCGGUCUAUCCGGUGGUCAGAAGGUCAAGGUCGUCCUUGCCGCGGCCAUGUGGUCUGCACCACAGCUGCUGGUGCUGGACGAGCCUACCAACUACCUGGACCGAGAGGCUCUGGGAGGUCUGUCAGAAGCCAUUCGAGCUUGGGGAGGUGCCGUCAUCUGUAUCUCCCACCAAAUGGAGUUCGUCGAUGCCCUCUUCCCCGAGAGGUGGCACGUUGAGGACGGUAAGCUGCUGAAUAAGAGCCGCAUUGGCACCCUCAAUGGUCUGGAGGACAUCAACAGCAUCGGCGACGAUGCCUCUACACCCGGGGGUACCCCAGGUGUGAUGAGUCCCGCUCUGCGCUCCAAGGUCGGCACACCCAUGGCCAGCGCCGCACCUAGCACUGCCGCCUCUAGCAACGCUGCCACCCCAGCCGGCUCAGGUGACGAAGCUUUGGAAGACCAGGACAUGUCUAAGCUCAAGGGAGCCAAGGGUAGGAAGAAGAAGAGUAGGAACGAACUCAAGGCACAGGAAGAGAGGAGGAGAAUGAGAGUCUUGGCGUUCUUGAGCACGGGUGUGAGGGAACCGGAUACCGAGGAGGAGGAUGAAGGACCGAAGAAGCCUCUCAGGAAGGGCAAGAAGUGAGCGGGUGCACGAGACGUCUGCGCCUGCAUCUGCGUUGUGCUCUUUCUGUCCUUCUCCGAGGUGAAAGGACUUUGACUCCUGUGCUACCCCCCAUCCGUUUUCCUUGGUCUGUCAUUCUCCCUACCUAGACUAGAUUCCUUUUCGACCUGUGUUUUUCUGCCUCCUAGCACACGCUUUGCUUCAAUAUCAUCGACGUGACAUACAAACCCUGUCUCUCGCCUCCGUCUGCCCCG